AUGGAGAGAGAGGUCGUUGCCGCAUUAGGCAAAGGUGAGCCAGAGGAGAUCAUGAGCAGUGCCUUCAAACUAAGGGUCACGCGCCAGGACAUCCACACCCUAAGGAAGCUUUGCUGGCUAAAUGAUGAGGUCAUCAAUUUCUACAUGGGUCUUGUGACGGAAAGAAGUAAGAAGGAGGGAUAUCCAUCAGUCCAUGCUUUUAGUUCGUUCUUUUAUGAAAAACUUGCUUCUGGGGGCUACAAAGCCGUGGGAAGAUGGACGAGGCGUGUGGAUCUCUUCAACAAGGACAUCAUCUUAGUGCCCAUUAACUUGCGUUUGCACUGGACAUUAGCGGUCAUAGACACCAGAAAGAAGACCAUCAAAUACUACGACUCCCUGGGAGAAGGAGGGGACAAGAUUUGUGAGACUUUGCUCAAAUACCUGCAAGAAGAAAGCUGUGAAAAAAGACACGUGAACCUGAAUGUUUCAGAGUGGACUGUUCACAGCAUGGAGCCACAUGAAAUCCCUCAGCAAUCGAAUGGAAGCGACUGCGGCGUUUUCACCUGCAAAUACGCAGAUUACAUCUCGAGAGACAGACCGAUGACCUUUACACAGAGCCACAUGCCUUACUUCCGUAAGAAGAUGGUGUGGGAAAUACUCCAUCAAGAGCUGCUGUGACACCUGCACUACAGGAGUAACCCUGGGGUCACCUUUGGGUGACCAACUCUUUUUCUAGUUACUUUUUUAAUACUUUGUUGUUGUUGUUAGAAAUUUUUCUCUGUAGGUUAAGAAGUAGUGGUUAAGAUU
Molecule: messenger RNA, 786 nt
Organism: Chroicocephalus ridibundus (black-headed gull)
Lineage: Eukaryota; Metazoa; Chordata; Aves; Charadriiformes; Laridae
Product: sentrin-specific protease 2-like
Exons: 6
Coding region: 1-657 (218 amino acids)
Biological process (GO): proteolysis; protein desumoylation
Cellular component (GO): nucleus
Molecular function (GO): deSUMOylase activity
Source: RefSeq, a predicted model, not a curated record